Triplophysa dalaica is the source of this 1806-nucleotide messenger RNA. RefSeq names its product adhesion G-protein coupled receptor G5-like. The record is from RefSeq and is a predicted model, not a curated record. Gene Ontology annotation, biological process: adenylate cyclase-activating G protein-coupled receptor signaling pathway. The transcript has 13 exons. Gene Ontology annotation, molecular function: G protein-coupled receptor activity. Lineage: Eukaryota; Metazoa; Chordata; Actinopteri; Cypriniformes; Nemacheilidae. Bases 55 to 1392 code for a protein of 445 amino acids.
UAUAAACUUUACCAUCAAUGGUGGUUUACUACGGAGUUUAUUGUUUCUAAAAGUAUGCUGUCACGGAGAACGAUGUCUUGGGAAAAAACGACUUUUCUCUGGCUCAUCUUCUGUGCCACAUGCCAGAUAACCUGCUUAAAAAUAAUGCUUGUGGGUCGUAACCUGAGUGUUUAUUCAGGAGACACAGGCUGUCCAGCUGUACAACUGACGUGCCGACCACACACCGAUACACUGACAGAUAACUUUUGCGUGAUGAAUGUGAACCAAGAAGCAUCUUCACUGGGAAACUGCACAACAGAAUCUGGCGACACAUUUCAUUUCGGCAUAACAAACAACGGGAGUGAAUAUGAAGUAAUGAUGAAUGAGACCGUGAGGGACGUCACACUGUUGUUCCUGCCAGAUCAGCUGCUUCUGCCAUCAAACGUUUAUCAGAAUUUCGGUUACUCGCGCCGAUCUUUUAUCUGCCUGCUUGAUCUUGGAGGUAUUUUGAAUGUCAAAUAUUAUCUUGUUGAUCCUCAGGAGACCUGUUAUGUGGCGCCCUACAACUCUUCUGCAUGCGACGGAAAAAAAGAAAGCAAAUACAUACUGCAGGUCAGUGGUAGGCCUACUCAAGCAAGGUGUGUGACCUGCAUCAAACCAUCACCAAUCAUCAUUUCCUCAGAAGCUUCAGUGAUGAUGAAGAACCUCGAGAACAUCGCAAACAAGAUGGAACAAAAGAGAGAAGCUACUAUAAAGAUUGUCAUGGGAGAAGUUAAGGGUCUCGUGUACAGACAUGACAGGAACACAGAACACAUCAUCAUAUUCUCAUCACAUCAGGAUGAGAUGCAUGUUACCGAUGCACAAAAUAUCGAGCAGAUACACUAUUCCUGGUAUGUGAAAAUCUCAGCAGAGGCAUUCAAAAAAUCCCGUCUGGAAAACAACGGAAGCGCAUUUGUUGGAGUUCUUCAGUUCAAAAACAUUGUCGCCAAUGACAAAGAUAAAAAUCUCAAUGUUCUGAAUAAUGAGGUUUAUGGAAUAUCAAUGGGUGCCAGUAUCUCGAAUCUUACUGACAAAAUCGAGAUAUUCAUCAGAGCGAGAAAUCUGGAUGGUAAGGAGGUCUAUUGCAAUUCCUGGAAUGGCAAAGGAAACCUGAUGUGGACGACGUUCGGCUGUGAGACAGAAUUUAACACGACCAUCAUCAAGUGCUCAUGUUCACAUCUGACGUUCUUCGCUGUGCUGACGACAGGGCCCAAUUCAGUCACAUCCACACUGAGUUUUUAUAUUGGCUUCGCUUUAAUCGUGUUUCUUCUAUUGGUCUUUCUGUUCACGUUUGUCCCGUUUCGGAAAAUCCGACGGAACCAGACAACGAUGAUUGCGAUGGAUUCUCAAGUCUGCAGGUCAAGUUGCAAUUAAGUCACAAAAAGAAUGAGACUCUCGACAUGUCAGCAACAUCUGACUCGAGACCUGUCUUGGACUUGAACAAAGAGACUGAAAAACAUCAAACGUCAUUUGUUUUUCAUUGAUUCAUUACUGCUGUCGCUAUUAAAAUGACACCUGAAAAUGAAUGACCAUUUUUGAUUGCAUCAAUACAUUAGCUCUAUAAUUAACUUAUAUUUUGCAUAGGAUUCAUCCUAAAUGUUUAAAAUUUGAAUCAUUCUUUAUACAGUCAGGCUUCGAUAAUCAUUCAUAUAUAUGAUUCAUUGUAUGUUCUUUGCUCGCGCUUUCAUAAACGUUUAAAUAACUGUUUUGUUUUUCAUGCUACCUUCGAGAACCGAUAAUGUCUUGAUUUACUAAUACAUAGAGCAUCAAUAAAAUCAUUAAAAAACA